AUGCCUGAUAAGCUCUGUAUGGAUAACAUGGAAGCAAUCGGCCAGGUGGCGAAGAGCCAACUGGGUCCCGUCAUGAAUUCAGAGGUCUGCAGUAAGGGUAUAAAGCCCAGUAAAGCAGACUGGGCAUGGCUGGAGCCGAAGAUGCAGUCAAUCAUCAACAAUAUCAAAAAAUGCUCCCAGAAACCUGAUUUACCAAAUUACAAACCAAAAGUCGAGAAGCUUGGAGAUGCGAUUGUGGCGAAAUGCACAAAGCCCUCCCACAAUUACUGCAACGAAGAAGACCUUAAGGAGAUCAAAGGAUGCGCAGUUUCGGAAGCUCUGGGAUGGGGUAUGAUGAACAUGGAUAUGCUGAAAUACGCCGACAGAAAAAACUGUGAAAAGCUCGUCCCCUGCUUGAAGAAUCCAAAGACCUGGAGUUAUGAAAAAAGGUUAAUAAAGGAAUAUGCCAAGCAUAAAAGUCGACAUGCCUGA
Molecule: messenger RNA, 471 nt
Organism: Aspergillus pseudonomiae
Lineage: Eukaryota; Fungi; Ascomycota; Eurotiomycetes; Eurotiales; Aspergillaceae
Exons: 2
Coding region: 1-471 (156 amino acids)
Source: RefSeq, a predicted model, not a curated record